CACAAUUACACCUCUCCUCCCACCCCUCUCUCUCUUACUAUCUCAUCGUUGCUAAUCUCUCUCUCCAUCGAACCUGCUCAAACCAUGGCGACGAGCUCCGGCCGGUUAAUCGCCGGUUCAACGGUCUCGAUGAGCUCAAUCAAACGCCGCAAUGCGAAUCCACCACCACCUCAAUCAAUCUCCCUAAUCUGUCGAAAUCAAAUAAAACUCCUUCCGCCUCUCCUCCUCCGCUCAUCUCAACGGUCCUCCAGGCUAUGGUCAAUCGAGGCCGUCCCUUCCGCGAAGUUCUGGGACGGAUCUGACGAUUUCGAAGUCACCAAGGAGGAGGAGAAGAAGAAGUCUGAUUCCCCCGUGGUCGCGGGGAAACACGACAAGACGACGGAGAUAGUUAUUGCGGCGGCGGUUACAGCGGCGCUGGGGGUGGGGAAUCGUGUUAUGUAUAAGCUGGCGCUUGUUCCUCUCAAGCAGUAUCCAUUCUUCCUCGCUCAGCUUUCCACUUUCGGGUAUGUAGCUGUAUACUUUUCUAUCCUGUAUUUCAGAUACCGAGCUGGAAUUGUCACAAAAGAGAUGCUAUCAGUUCCGAAAAUUCCAUUUUUAGUCGUUGGCAUUUUAGAGUCUCUUGCUUUAACUUCUGGGAUGGCUGCUGCAGCAAAUCUCUCUGGACCAUCGACUACAGUUUUAUCUCAGACGUUUCUUAUUUGGCAAAUUAUAUUCUCCAUGAUUUUUCUCGGGAGGAGAUAUAGAAUAAAUCAAAUAUUCGGAUGUGUUCUUGUAGCAAUUGGUGUAAUCGUCAGUGUGGCAAGUGGAUCGGGGGCCGCUCAUUCACUUAAAGAUGCUGGAAUUGUUUGGAGUCUUCUUAUGGUAUUAUCUUUUAUGCUUCAAGGAGCAGAUACAGUAAUGAAGGAAAUCAUCUUUCUAGAUAGCAAAAAGCGGUUGAAGGGUGCUUCUCUUGAUCUGUUUGUUGUAAACUCAUAUGGUUCAAUUUUCCAAGUCAUAUGCAUAGCGUUGCUUCUUCCUUUUCUUUCAAAACUUUGGGGCAUACCGUUUAACCAACUACCAAGCUAUCUCAGAGACGGAGGUGCUUGCUUUCUGAACAUUGGUGCUAAAACAACAGGAUGCGAAGGAGCUCCUCUUCUUCCAAUAAUGUUUGUAAUGAUGAACAUGGCUUACAACAUCUCUCUUCUACGCCUCAUCAAGAUCUCAUCUGCUGUUGUGUCGUCUCUAGCAUCCACCGUCUCAGUGCCCAUAGCGGUUUACUUCUUCACGCUUCCUUUACCGUACCUUGGAGUCGCAUCUGCACUUCCAACAGGGUUCGUGGCAGGCACAGUGAUCCUUGUACUAGGCAUGCUUCUAUAUGCUUGGACACCAUCAUCCUCUCACACCCCCGAUUCUGUUAUCCCCUCGCCCCCAUCAACCUAAACGGGUCAGGAGAUUGGGUUUUGUAUUGUAGCUUUGUUUGUUUGUUAUUUUAAUCUCAUUGUAGCAUAUAUGCCCUUUUUGUCAAUCAAGGAAUAAGUUAGCUCAUUAUUUUGUAACAUUUGUCGACUAUUAUUAGUUUGUAUUUGAUUCUAUCAUAGGAACGCUAUGGUAGGCUCGAAUCCCAAUGGAUUAUGAUCAUAUUAGAGAUAAGAGUUUGGACAAUUGACAGAACUAAUUUAAUGUAUGUUUAUUCCUCGAAAUUUUGCAAUUGGUA
Molecule: messenger RNA, 1693 nt
Organism: Eruca vesicaria subsp. sativa (arugula)
Lineage: Eukaryota; Viridiplantae; Streptophyta; Magnoliopsida; Brassicales; Brassicaceae
Source: the annotation of a GenBank genome assembly